CGCCACAACGAGCUGCCGGGCCGGAAAGAUCUGAAGGCAGGUCCAGGUAGAGGAGUUUACGCGCCAACGGGCUGCCGUCCGGAGUGGCGUCGGCAGAGGCGGGACCCACCGCAAGAACUUUGUAGGGCCCGUUCAGGAAAGUGCGAAUUUGGCCUUGAGCACCUGUUGGUCCGUGUCCUUCUGCACACCCUGUCGAAUUGUAGCAGCCGUGUUGUACACCCAAGACCACCCGCCAACGCCGCCCUCAGCCACUUCACCGUCACCGUCGGCGACCCCCGCUCCUGGCCAUCCGCCCUCUGCCUCUCCGCCGUCACCGUCGGCGACCCCCGAUCCAGACCAGCCGCCGCCGCCGCCGGACCCCGCGAUGCCCCCGCUUACGGCUCACGCCAUGCGGCAGCUUCGCCCGGGUACAAAGGCCGAGGGUAUGACAGACCCGCGGCUGCCAAGCCGUACGAGAUCGGGCACGAGGCACAGCACAGGACUCAUCUCGAUGCUAGACAGGAACACUCUGGUGUCGAUGCUGGAGGCUCGGAGCGCGGUGGAUAAGGAGCGCAGGGAGCUGGGGGGGGCGGAGGCCGGAGAGCCGGGGGGAACGGGGGCCGGAGAGCAGGCGGGAGCACUCGCAGCAGUGGACCCGGGGGCUGCAGGAGCGGGCUUUCCACUCGCAUUUGCCACGCUCCUCGCCAACCGGGAAGACAUCGACGCCACGCUGCGAGACCAGCGCCCGCCGGAGCAACGCCCUGACCUUCCGCAUUGCCAGGCCAGCGACCUUCGUGUCCCCAAGAGCUACAAAGAGGCCAUGGCGUCGGAGCACCGGCACCUUUGGAGCGACUCUAUGCAAAGGGAGUUUUAUGACUUUUUGGAAGCGGGGAAAUUUACUCCGGCGAAGUAG
Ectocarpus sp. CCAP 1310/34 is the source of this 892-nucleotide messenger RNA. The record is from the annotation of a GenBank genome assembly. NCBI's taxonomy places the organism in Eukaryota, Phaeophyceae, Ectocarpales, Ectocarpaceae.